GGCAGAGCACCCCAAUCCCAAUAGCAAUGGCUAGAACACAUUUAUUCCUUUUUUGUCUUCUAACUUUCUUCACAUUGUCUUCUGCCACAAGACCACGACACUUCAACAUAUCCACCGUCGCCACCCACUGGUCCACCGCUUCCGCCACCUGGUACGGCAGUCCUGAUGGUGCCGGAAGUGAUGGAGGUUCAUGUGGGUAUGGAAAUGCAGUGUCACAAGCACCAUUUUCUUCCAUGGUGACUGGAAUUGGUCCAUCUCUUUACCAUGCAGGGAGAGAAUGUGGGGCCUGUUAUGAGGUAAAAUGUACCAAUGAUCCAUCUUGUUCAAGAAAACCGGUUAGGGUUGUCAUUACUGAUUUUUGCCCCGGAGGCGUUUGUGCCUCUGACCAUGCUCAUUUUGAUCUUAGUGGAACUGCAUUUGGUGCUAUGGCAAAACCGGGCCAAGAAAAACAUUUACGUGAUGCUGGAGUUUUGAAAAUUCGAUUUGCACGGGUUGAAUGUGAUUAUUCAAGAACAAAUAUAAUGUUCCAUGUAGACCAGGGAUCGAACCCUAAUUACUUUGCGACCGUGAUCGAAUUUGAAGAAGGGGACGGAGAUCUAGCAGGAGUGAGUUUGAAAGAAAAAAAUAGUAACAAAUGGUUGAAAAUGGUGCAAUCUUGGGGUGCAGUUUGGAAAAUCGACCCUGGGAGGGAGCUACACCCUCCAUUUUCGCUACGAUUGAUAUCACAGUAUUCCGAGAAGAUCUUGGUGGCAAAAGAUGUGAUUCCGAGCGGAUGGACGCCAGGUGCCACAUAUAGGUCUAUGGUCAACUAUCUCUAAAGAGGUUGUUUGAGGACAUAUCAGAUCUUUCAUUUAUCAUUUUGAAAUUUCACGCAAGAAUUAAGAAAGAGGUGGCAUAAGAAGAGUCACAUAUCUGAAUUCACAAUAAUUGUGAAAUACAGUUGACCGCUAGGUCACCCUUUUUAGAUUGAAGAAUCAUGUAGUAUGUAUGUACCAAAAUGGCAUCAAGUAUUACAAAAUACUGAGAUGGGCAUAUUUUAAUGUUUUUGUCAAGUUAAAUGUAUUGUCUUUUGUAUUUCCAUCAUAAAAAUCAAUAAUAACAGUGUGUCUUU
This is a messenger RNA of Cynara cardunculus var. scolymus (artichoke), 1111 nucleotides long. Its product is annotated as expansin-B11-like. The coding region runs from base 27 to 818 and encodes 263 amino acids. Lineage: Eukaryota; Viridiplantae; Streptophyta; Magnoliopsida; Asterales; Asteraceae. The record is from RefSeq and is a predicted model, not a curated record. Gene Ontology annotation, biological process: sexual reproduction. The transcript is spliced from 4 exons. Gene Ontology annotation, cellular component: extracellular region.